AUGGUCUACAUCCGACAACAUGUGUUACCCAACUUGCGCAACUAUAAGUACGCUGGCGUUGACCACUCGCUGGUCAGUCGCUACGUUUUGAAGCCCUUCUACAGCAAUGUUUUCCGUGCCCCCAAUUCGCUAGGUGGAUUGCCUGAGACGAGCUUCGGACCAGACAUCAGCAUGGUCCACGGCUCGUUUCCUCCUCGUGAUCGUGACCGCGGCGGGGUCAUUGAUGGGCGAGAAGACGGUGUGCUAAUUCAACUUCUACUGCUUCUGUCGCGCUACAGACCCAAUCUCAUCACUCUGACCGGAUUCAUGUUUGUGGUGUUUAACUUUUUGACCGUGAUGUGGUACAAUCCUGGCAUGGACACAGACUGUCCGCCUUGGGUCUACGCAAGCUGCGCAAUUGGAAUGUUCUUGUACCAGACCUUUGAUGCUGUCGACGGAAUGCAAGCGCGGAGAACGCGACAAAGUGGACCGCUGGGCGAGCUCUUCGAUCACAGCGUGGACGCAUGCAAUACGGCUCUGGGUGUGCUCAUUUUCGCAGCUGCAAUGAACCUGGGAAAUUCGUGGAUGACCAUUCUGUGUCUUUUUGGAUCCACCAUGACGUUCUACGUGCAAACUUGGGAUGAGUAUUACACGAAAGUCCUGACUCUCGGUGUCAUUUCCGGACCAGUCGAGGGAGUCUUGACCCUGUGCACAGUCUACGCUAUUACCGCCUACCAGGGUGGAGGUAGCUUCUGGCACCAGCCCAUGAUGGAGACCGUUGGUGUGACCAAGCCCAGCUUCCUCUCCCAGCAGGUGUAUGAAAUGCCCUUCACGCAGUGGUACCUGGUCUACGGUGCCUUUGUACUCUUUUUCGCCACCGGCUCGAGCAUUUGGAAUGUGAUGCAGGUGCGCCGUCAGCGCGGACAGGACCCGUACACUUCGCUGUACGGUCUGCUGCCCAUGGUUGCCAUCUGGACACUGGUGCCGGCCUACCUCUAUCUGCAGCCGACGAUUUUGGAAAGCUACUCCAUCCCCUUCAGCUUGUAUGUCGGUCUGGUGAACGCCUACGCUGUGGGCCGUAUGAUUGUCGGUCACUUGGUGCAGUCUGGUUUCCCAUACCACAAUAUCCUUUUGUACCCAUUGGCACUUGCAGUUCUGGACAGUGCCGGGCCGGCCGUUGAUCUCUGGGCAGCUCCUCUGCUGGGACAUGGACCUUACCAGAUCAUGUUUGUGUUUGUGUGUCUUGGUCUCUCGGUUGGUGUCUAUGGAAGCUUUGUGUACGACGUGGUCACCACCAUCUGUGAUUACAACGACAUCUGGUGUCUGACAAUCAAACACCCCUUCGUCGAAGAGACCGAGCGCAAGACCGAAAACGACGCAAUCAAGGUUGCCGUCGAGUCCACUCAGAAGAAGACUCUAUAG
Molecule: messenger RNA, 1401 nt
Organism: Penicillium diatomitis
Lineage: Eukaryota; Fungi; Ascomycota; Eurotiomycetes; Eurotiales; Aspergillaceae
Product: aminoalcoholphosphotransferase
Exons: 7
Coding region: 1-1401 (466 amino acids)
Biological process (GO): phospholipid biosynthetic process
Cellular component (GO): membrane
Molecular function (GO): phosphotransferase activity, for other substituted phosphate groups
Source: RefSeq, a predicted model, not a curated record